Messenger RNA from Penicillium roqueforti, 1164 nucleotides. RefSeq names its product CAZyme family GT25. The transcript has 4 exons. The record is from RefSeq and is a predicted model, not a curated record. Bases 1 to 1164 code for a protein of 387 amino acids. Lineage: Eukaryota; Fungi; Ascomycota; Eurotiomycetes; Eurotiales; Aspergillaceae.
AUGGUCUUUUCUGCAUUCCGAUUACGCUUUGUACAGCUCCUUCUGGUCGCAUUCGGAGUUGCCUUCAUCCUUUUCAACCUACGAGAGAGCAUUCACGGCGCGGACGCCCCUACCCAGCAGGUCUGGAGCAACUAUCAUGAUUGGGAUAACUUCGAUGCCAUCGGAAACGAAACCCUUGGGUUUCAAAAAGUCUUCGCCAUCAACCUUGUCAGCCGGCCUGACAAGCGGGACAAUAUCGUCCUAGGCUCUUCCGUCAGCAAUUUCCACGUCGAUUGGAUUGACGGCGUGACUCCAGGUGAAAUAGAUGCUAAAUCAUAUCCAUAUAACUGGGACCAUGGCCAUAAACCGACCGAGUACGCUGCUCGACGGGCGCAUAUCAACGGACUCCAGCGAAUUGUCCAGGAGAGAUUAGCGAGUGCGAUUAUCAUGGAAGACGAUGCCGACUGGGAUGUCUCAAUCAAAGUGCAGCUACAGAGCUUCGCUCACGCCGUCCGAACCCUCCAGCUCCAGCUUCGACAUAACCGGAAAGUCCCAACUCAGUCGCCAUACGGCGACGACUGGGACAUCCUCUGGCUAGGCCACUGCGGCGUGUCAUGUAAGACUGAUCUGCCAUUCUACCUUACACCGAAUGAUCCGACCAUCCCAAUGCCCCAUCGCUUUCUCCCCCUGUGGCGCGACCCUCCGGUCUUCGAGGGCCACGAGCGACCCGAUCACAGUCGACUUACGUGCACAGCAAACGACGCCGCCUGCUCAAUGUUCUAUGCUGUGAGCUACCGCGGUGCGCAACGGAUCCUCGCGGCGCUGUCGGUAAAUCCGUCUGGUCUUGCGGAAGAAAUUGACAUUGGUGCGCAGUUUGACGUCUCGCUCGGACGCAUGUGUGGUAAUGGUUUUUUGCGGUGCUUUGCACCUUACCCAUCGAUCACGGGGGGCUUCCAUCAGGCAGGAUCGAGAGCAAAGUCCUCCGAUAUCCACGAAGAGACCGGCGACGGAGAGGGCUUUUUUAGCUGGGGGGUGAAGUACAGCACAAUGCUUAAUAUCAACCGUAUCCUGAAGGGGGAACGGACCGUUCAUGCAACAUGGGACGACGUGGAUGUGUUGGAUGUUAUUCCUGAAGAGAUCACGAUGGAAAAGGGGGCUGUUUACGUCCCUCAGCCCAGGAACUAG